AAGAAAUGCCCUUUGCUCACACACGCACACACAACUAUAUAUAUACACACACACAAGCCCUUCAUUUCAUAACUCAACAACUCGUUUUAUAAACCAAACAUUCUCAUAGAGAGACUGAGACUUAGAGAGAGAAGCAAAUCAGAAGUGAAGUUAAAGAUCGUGAUGGAGAAGAAGAUUCUGAUCGUGUCAUUUAUCAUCUUAUUGGUGCAGAUGUCUUCAAUUAUUUCGAGAGUUGAUUGCAGAGCCCUGAAAACAGAGCAGAUGAGCGCCUGUGAUGAGAUGGCCGCCGUAGACGGCGGUGGUUUUAGCUUUUUCUCAGCGUCUGCUGCUGCGAACAGCUCGAGGAUUCCUCUGAUGAGGAGCUUGGCUUUCCGGUUAGCGUCUGGGCCAAGCAAGAGAGGCCGUGGACACUAGUACUUAUUUUCUUUUCCUUUUUUUGCCUUUGCAGCAACAUAUGUAAAGAUUUGUGUAACUAAGUUUUUUCUUCAUCUCAAAAGGAAAAAAAAACAAUUUAUUGAUUCAUAUGCCAUGUAAUCACUAAUCAGAGGCGUGGUUACUGGCUUUUUGUUUGCACAAGUCGUUAUACAUGUAAAGGUUAAUUUGAAUUUUUCUAUAAUGAGUACAAAGGACUAUAGUUUUAUCACUUUCAAAACGUCACAAACAAAAGCAAAUGAUAGAAAGAAUAAAAUGUUUACUAUAAGAACAGCCA
Messenger RNA from Eruca vesicaria subsp. sativa (arugula), 709 nucleotides. The record is from the annotation of a GenBank genome assembly. Lineage: Eukaryota; Viridiplantae; Streptophyta; Magnoliopsida; Brassicales; Brassicaceae.